AUGAACAGCACCGACUGGCCUUCGGACCUGACGGACGUCACCAGGCGACAGGCCUUCAACAGCACCUUUGGGCCGACGGCCGUCCCGGACGGCUGGGCCUUGAUUCACGUGGCCACGCUGACCUCCUGCUCCCUGCUCCUCGUCCUCAUCUUCGGCCUCGGCUCUUACGGGAACCUGGUCGUGUUCCUGUCGUUCUUCGAUCCGGCCCUGCGCAAGUUCCGCACCAACUUCGACUUCAUGAUCCUCAACCUUUCCUUCUGUGACCUGUUCAUCUGCUGCAUCACCGCACCCAUGUUCGCCCUCAUCCUGUUCCUGGACGUCGGAGACAGCGAGGCCGGCGUUUCCAAGGGCUUCUGCUUCGCUUUUCAUCUCACCAGCUCAGGCUUCAUCAUCAUGUCUCUGGAGACGGUAGCAGUCAUCGCUCUACACCGGUUGCGCAUGGUCCUGGGCCAGCAACCCAACCACACGUCCUCUUUCCCCUGCACCCUGGCCCUCACUGCCCUACUUUGGACUUCAAGCUUCACCCUGGCAGUCCUGGUCACCUUGCGAGCCUAUCCCAGAGGUACCGGCCCCUGCCUGCCACACUUUGGUCUGGACGGGAACCGGGCCAAGGUGGUCCUGUACGUGUACCUCGCGGAUUUUGCUUUCUGUGUGGGUGUGGUGUCUAUGUCUUACCUGAUGAUCGCACAGACGCUGCGAAAGAACGCCAUGGUGCGGAAGUGUUCCGUCAUCAUGGUGAACACCACGCGCCCUGCAGCGGCUCCGCCCACUUUUAUUGCCGCCGGGUUUGAGGGUAUACAGUGUGCCGUCCAGAUGCCCUCACUGUACCGGAAUCAGACCUACAACAAGCUUCAACAUGUGCAGACACACCCGUUCAUUAAACGGAGCGGUCAGCCCCUGGUCCCGGGGGCCGCCACGGGCGUGGCCUGCUGCCGGAUGGUCUCCACCGCCAAUUUCUUCACAACCAAGGACUCCAAGGCUGUAGUGACCUGUGUUGUUAUAGUCCUAUCUGUGCUUCUGUGCUGCUUGCCCAUGGGCGUGGCCCUGACGCAGGACGUUCUGUCACCCAAGAACAGUUUCGUCCACUACCAGUUCGAGUUAUGUGGAUUCGCUCUGAUCUUCCUUAAGUCGGGAAUAAACCCGUUCGUGUACUCCCGGAACAGUGCCGGACUGCGCCGCCGCGUGCUCUGCUGCCUCCAGUGGCUGGCACUCGGCUUCCUCUGCUGCAAGCACAAGACCCGCCUGCACGCCAUGGGCAAGGGAAGCCUGGAGGUCAACCGCAACAAGUCCUCUCACCACGAGACCAACUCGGCCUACGUGCUGUCGCCCAAACCGCAGAGGAAGCUGGUGGACCGGGCGUGUGGGCCCAGCCUUUCUCAAGACAGCGGGCCGAGUCCACGCGCCACGGCCAGGCGCAAAUCCCGCCCCCCCAGCACAUCCACACCCAUCAACACCCGCAUAGAGCCCUACUACAGCAUCUACAACAGCAGCCCUUCAGCCGAGGCCAGUUCUCCCAACAGCAUCAAACCAGUACACUCUCAGAACGCUAGCUACGCCAAGUGCUACGUAGCCAUGCACUAUCACAUCCACCAGGAGGCGCUGCAGGACUUCGACAGCACCUCUGCACAUCAGAUCCCCGUACCGUCAGUAUGAGAGCUGGACCGUCGGUGCUGUGGAUCAGUGGACGCGGUUUGGAGAGACGUAAAUCGUUCCUUCAGACGAUGGAAGUCAGAGUUCAAGCGUGUGAUGAAUGAUUCUAUUUUUAUAUCCACAAAACAUUUACAAGUGUGAAAACCAUUUUAUUCUUUAAAUAAACGUGUUUGUGCAACUUUAUAAACUUCGUUUCUACAAAAG
Trichomycterus rosablanca is the source of this 1854-nucleotide messenger RNA. RefSeq names its product G protein-coupled receptor 75 (gene gpr75). Gene Ontology annotation, cellular component: membrane. NCBI's taxonomy places the organism in Eukaryota, Metazoa, Chordata, Actinopteri, Siluriformes, Trichomycteridae. The record is from RefSeq and is a predicted model, not a curated record. The coding region runs from base 1 to 1653 and encodes 550 amino acids. The transcript has a single exon. Gene Ontology annotation, biological process: G protein-coupled receptor signaling pathway. Gene Ontology annotation, molecular function: C-C chemokine receptor activity.